Molecule: messenger RNA, 2202 nt
Organism: Momordica charantia (bitter melon)
Lineage: Eukaryota; Viridiplantae; Streptophyta; Magnoliopsida; Cucurbitales; Cucurbitaceae
Gene: HASPIN
Product: Protein kinase superfamily protein
Biological process (GO): protein phosphorylation; mitotic cell cycle; intracellular signal transduction
Cellular component (GO): cytoplasm; nucleus
Molecular function (GO): ATP binding; histone H3T3 kinase activity
Source: RefSeq, a predicted model, not a curated record
UCCGGCUCCGCCCAAGGCCUUGGCUCUUCCCGCCACAAGGACUUUCGAAUGCUCUUCUCUGCUCUCUCAGUCCCCUAUGCUUCGAUCCAACAGCACCUGUAACUUCCGAUCAUGAGUUCCAAAGCAGGUGGGAAGUCCGUUGAUUUAUGGUCCGAGUUGAUAGCUAGCGAGGGAGCCGAGCGCCAAGAGGAAGCGCGAGUUGAAGAGGUUUAUAGGCGUAGAAGAAGGCCACCCCCCCAGAACACCGUUCAUGGCGCUGCCUUGAAGCAGAACUUAGGUUCGAAUCGUCGCAAUGUGAACAGGGUGAGUUUAGCUGCUGCUGACAGCAAGAGAAUUAGUUGGAACCGUACUCUUUCGAUCAGAGGGAGGGCGAGUAUGGCAAUUGAGGCUUGUGUAGUUCAUCAGCUUCAACAAAAGCAGGCAAAGAGAAAAGGAAAACCUGCUCUCCCAAAAGGAAACUGUGUACAAGCUACAAAUUUUGACAAAGAGCGUGCAUACUUUCAAGAGGUAGAUGCCUUUGAGUUGUUGGAGGAGAGUCCUUCACCCAAGAGCAGUACAUGGGCAAGCAGCCAGUUUGAUAUUGCUGCAGUACCAUCUCUAUGCUCUAGAAUAGAAAAAUGGUUAAUUUCCAAGAGAUCAAAUUACAGUCUUGCACCUUCUAGCACGUUAUCGAAGAUAUUAGAAACUCCACUGGUGUCCAUUGAACCUAUUAGUGGCAAUCAUUUGGGAAACUUCAAAUUGAAAACUCCUGAGAAGUAUGCUAGAGGGCUGGGUGGACGCUUGAGCUCUAUUCAGAAAAGAUAUAUCUCCAACCUAAAUGAUAACGACGUCAUUGAAAUAGAUAGCAUUCGAGGCAACAGAAGUGCCAGAGCGGAAGACCUGAGCACUGAGGAGUGUGAAAACAUUGAAAUUGCUGUGAAGAAACUUUCUUUAUCAUCAACUUCCACUUCUUUGCACAACUAUCAUUUGGAUCCACUUAAUGCAUUAUUAGCAGUUUGUGGACAGUCAGCUCCUUCCACGCUCAAGGAUGCAUUCUCUAAUUAUUGUGACCCGGAAACUAUUGUCAAAAUUGGUGAAGGUACAUACGGAGAAGCUUUUAAAGCUGGUAACACUGUUUGCAAGAUAGUUCCAUUUGACGGAGAUUUACGAGUUAAUGGGGAAGUGCAGAAGAAAUCAGAAGAACUGCUCGAGGAAGUCAUACUCUCCAGAACUCUGAAUUCUUUAAGAAGUAAUGAUGGCGGUGCUGAUAAUUUUUGCACAACAUUCAUACGAACCAUAGAUUUAAGGGUAUGUCAAGGUUCUUAUGAUGCUUCACUAAUCAAGGCUUGGGAAGUCUGGGAUGAAAAGCAUGGUUCAGAAAAUGAUCACCCCAAGCAGUUUCCAGAGAAACAGUGCUAUGUUGUGUUUGUUCUCCAACAUGGGGGAAAAGAUCUUGAAAGCUUUGUACUCCUAAACUUUGAUGAGGCACAGAGUUUAGUAAUACAGGUUACUGCAGCUCUAGCUGUAGCUGAAGCUGCUUAUGAAUUUGAACACCGUGAUCUGCACUGGGGAAAUGUACUCUUAAGUCGCAAUAAUUCUGAAACACUGCAGUUCAUCCUUGAAGGUAAGAACAUGACCCUGCAGACAUUUGGACUUCAGAUAUCGAUAAUUGACUUCACUCUAUCACGAAUCAAUACUGGUGAGGACAUACUCUUUUUAGAUCUCUCAUUGGAUCCUUAUCUCUUUAAGGGUCCCAGAGGAGAUAGACAAUCAGAAACGUAUAGGAAAAUGAAGGAGGUGACAGGAGACUGCUGGGAGGGGAGCUUUCCCAGAACGAAUGUCAUGUGGUUGCUCUACCUUGUGGAUAUAUUGCUUUUGAAGAAAUCGUUUGAGCGUAGUUCAAAGCAUGAAAGGGAACUGCGUGCAUUGAAGAAACGUCUGGACAAAUAUAAUUCAGCAAAAGAAGCAAUUCUCGAUCCAUUCUUCAGUGAGUUGAUUGCUUGGUCAGGCAGUGUGGAGUAGAGUUGGAGGGUUUUAGACUUCCAACAUGAAAUAGGAAAGAGGUCUUGAAGUGCCACUUCUAUAUAAAUUAAGUAGGUGAUGUCGUGUACAGAACCCUCCUGCUCUAUGGAUGAAAAUUAAUCAUUGUAUUUAUAACUUUUUAAAAUAUAUAGACCAGAUUGACACAAAUGUGAAAUUAUAAUGAUAAAAGGUAUAAUUUAA